AUGGCUGCUUUGUCGCACUCCCAGCCAGUGAGCUCACCAGCGGGAGCAGAUGCCCAAAGCUCUGUUCAGAGAGGGGUCAAACCUCUAGAAAAAGGUGUUGGGGCACCAUAUGCUCCAGAAGGCUGGGGUUGGAAGGUCGGGAGGCGGGUAGGCAAAGAUGGAUGCUAUGUGGACCGCUACUGGUUCCCCCCUGGUGCUCAUAUGUUGUCAAGCAACAAGGAGCUGCAGGCAUACCUGGCCGAAAGGCAUCCAGACUGGGUGUUUGAGGACUUCAUCAUGCGGUACAAGUCAAAGAUUCCAGCAGAUGGCUGCGGUACCAAUGCGCCUGUGCCUCAUCCACUCUCCAACUCUCUGCCUGGUCCAUUCUCUGAGUACCCCCCUGUAGCAGCUGGUGCAAGGGGAGAGGGCAAACCUUACGCUCCUGAAGGCUGGGGUUGGGGUGUCGGCAACAGGGUGAAGCCGGAUGGGACAUUUGCAGACCGAUAUCUCUGGCCUCCAGGAGCGGGGAGCGCUGAAUAUCUUGCCAGCAAUGUUGCCUUGGAGCGAUGGUGCAGCCAAUGGGGCAUCCUGGGACAUCGACGAAUUCUGGAAGGAGAGGAAGCGGUUGCUAACGAGGGGGCGAACUUUGCAUCCUCGGCAGCAGAGACAUCUGCAGCGGGUGCAACCCAAUCGGCAGCAAACGCAGCCGCUGCUCCGGCCCUCUCUAGCCGUGGACGCCCGUUGUGCUCAAGAGAAGUAGAUGAGUAUGACUACGACUGCGGAUCUCCGAGCCCGCAAAAACCCUCGAGCAAACGGCCCCGACUGGCAGGUACCGCUGUCGCAUAUCCCGCUAAGUCUGCCUCUCCUGUCUCGAUCAAAGACAUUUUAGAGAAGUGGCAGCCACCCGUGGGGCCCUACUUCCCCGCCAUUGUUCUGCCCAAUCGGAAUUGGCACGACCACCUUCCGGAGCCAUCGGAGGGGGCCUUGUUUAUUGGUCAGUGUGUCUUUUUGCGGUCGAGCGAGGGUGGGGAGCUGCCCCCCUUCGUUGUGCGCAUCACAGAGAUUCUUGUCAAUCAUCCUGAAGGGAAGAUCGCCGCAGGGUACAGCUUUUAUAGGCAGUCUGACAUUCAGCAACUAGGGGGCUGCGAGAACUUCAAGUCAGAGGAUGAACUAGGAGAAGUGUUUGUGUCUUUUGAGAGAAUGGAGUUUGCUGCCGACGAGAUCGAGGGUCCUACUGUUGCGGACCCGUACUUCUGGGCCGACGAUGACGACAUGUACUAUAAGCGCUUCUUUGAUCGGGAGACGCUGACCAUCCACCCCAUCGACUUCAACCUGGUUGGCACACCGGAGAAGCCCAGCCACCUUCCAGACCUUCUCAUCGCUCUUCAGGCUGAACUGUUCCGGAGCAAUCCGCUCUGGGAAAUUCACAGGGGCAAAGCAGGAAGCCACGUGCAAAUCCGUAUUGAGGAGGAGGCCGAUUUGGCCAAGGUGCUAGGAGAUAAGUGGCUAGAGCAGAAGGCUGCGAGUGAUCGAGCGGGAGGUCUAGAGCAAAGUUUCAAAAUCCAUCUGCCCGUGGUGCUUGAGUUCCGGCCGAGGUCGGACAAACUUCUAAUACGUUUAGGGGGUGUCGAGAAGCUCAACGCGUCAGGAUACUCCUUAUGGAGCACGAAAGACAAUCCCACAGCUAUGAAAAAGGCUCCUGUUUAA
Molecule: messenger RNA, 1686 nt
Organism: Klebsormidium nitens
Lineage: Eukaryota; Viridiplantae; Streptophyta; Klebsormidiophyceae; Klebsormidiales; Klebsormidiaceae
Source: the annotation of a GenBank genome assembly